Molecule: messenger RNA, 3951 nt
Organism: Euleptes europaea (tarantolino)
Lineage: Eukaryota; Metazoa; Chordata; Lepidosauria; Squamata; Sphaerodactylidae
Gene: AFF2
Product: ALF transcription elongation factor 2
Exons: 21
Coding region: 21-3809 (1262 amino acids)
Biological process (GO): regulation of RNA splicing
Cellular component (GO): nuclear speck; nucleus
Molecular function (GO): G-quadruplex RNA binding
Source: RefSeq, a predicted model, not a curated record
GGCCGCGCUCGGCCGACGCGAUGGAUCUAUUCGACUUUUUCCGGGAUUGGGACUUGGAGCAGCAGGGUCACUAUGAACAAGAUCGGAAUGCACUUAAGAGAAAAGAAUGGGAGCGGAGAAAUCAAGAAGUCCAGCAGGAUGAAGAUCUCUUUGCCUCUGGCUUCAAUCUCUUUGGGGAACCCUACAAGACUAACAAAGGUGAUGCUCUUGCCAACCGCGUCCAAAAUACGCUGGGGAAUUAUGACGAGAUGAAGGAUUUGCUGACAAACCAUUCGAACCAGAGUCAUCUUGUAGGAAUCCCAAAGAACUCUGUGCCACAAACCCCAGUAGAUAAAAAUGAACAGAGCUUCUUCCCGGAACAAAGAAACCGGAUGAUCCCACCCCACCAGAUUAGUGGCCACUCGUCAGCAUCAAUGCCUCCUCCACCUUCCAUAUCAUCAAAUUCUGGUUUGCUGCAUGGUCACCAGAGCAGCAGGAAAUCCAGGACUGACUGGUCCCGUGGCAGCCACAACUCCAGCAGUGGCCAGGCAGGUCAAUCUGGUAGCCAGCAGAGUAGGACGAAACAUAGCACCUCUCAUGAGCAGUUGCAAGGCAGGUACGAUGACCUCUACACCUGCCCAGGUGAGCAGCAUAAAACCGGAGGAGCUGAGGAAGCCAACACAACACCGUCGUCGUCACACUCGAGAAGGCAUAAUCAUUCCAAAUCGACGGCGGUGGAACAUUCGUAUAAAGAAAGCAGCCAUUCAAAGUCUCCGGUAGACCUUGAUUUUCUGGGCCAUGGCCCUGGGUCCCCACUCCCUUCCACCUCUUUGUUGUCUGCCAACAACAGUCUCUCAACUCAGAACUUUCCUCCAGGCCUUCAUUGUAAGAGUAGCAUGACACAGCAAAAGCCUACUGCUUAUGUUAGGCCAAUGGAUGGCCAGGACCAAGUUCCCAAUGACUCGCCAGAACUGAAGCCGCCAGUAGAAAUUGAAGGUGUGUAUGGAAACCAGCCCUUCGGAUCACUGCUGGAAGGAAAGGCUACCGGACUGGGCUCGAAGAAUAAACUACCAAAGCUUACCAUCCCUCAAGCUAGUGAAGUUACCCUUCCCAAUGAUUCCAGCUGUGUGGAGGAAAUAUUACGGGAGAUGACCCAUUCCUGGCCUCCACCUCUCACUGCUAUCCACACACCUGGGAAGGCAGAACAGAAUAAGUUUUCCAUUCCAAACAAAGUGCAGGAUUCGCAGCAUCUGACCUCAGGAUACAAUGUGCAAAAAUGGAGUGAACCAGCUGGCAAAGUUGCAACCAAAUCAGUGCCACAGAAAUCAAUGCUUGAAGAUGAUCUGAAACUCAGCAGUGAUGAAGAUGAUAAUGAGCAGGCUGCGGAGAAGACGAAGCCUCGAAACAUUCCUGUAAAUGGCCUUCCAUUGACGACAACACAUAACACCGUCUUAGUCCAUUCCAGUGGAGGCUCUGGGAGCUCCAGUGAAUCCGAGAGCAGCUCUGAAUCUGAUUCGGACAGUGAAACCAGCUCCAGUGACAGUGAAUGCAAUGAAGAGUCACGCAGCGGGACUCCAGAGCCUGAACCCCCCUCAGCUAACAAAUGGCAGCUGGAUAAAUGGUUGAACAAAGUCAAUCCCCACAACAAGACCAUCAUCAGCAACCAGCAUGAGAGCCACAGUGAGACUAGCUCACAAUCUCAGAGCAACCCACCGAUCGAGGGACAGAACAAAGGGAAGCUGAGCAGCAGCCUGGCCCUGACCGAUUCCAAAGACAGGGCGCUACGUAGUCCCAUCCGCGAGAAAGCCAAACCCCGGGUUGCCCAGAAAGCUCCAGCAGAAGCAAAAAGCUCGAAGCAGAAAUCACCAGCUCACAAUGAACCCCCCUCCCAAAGGACUACCGGGAAAAAACAACCCAAAAAGGUAGAAAGGACUUCCAGCACUGAAGACUAUAAUUGGCCCAAACCAAAUAAUACCAGCAGCACACCCAAAGAGAAGGAAAUGCAAGACUCUCAAGAACAGCCAAAAGUCCGCACCAAGGUAACCGCCGGGAAGACGGCUCCGAGGAAAGAACCAAGGACGAGCGUGGGGCCUGCUCCCGAGAAGAAGAAGUACAGAGGCCCCAGCAAAACUGUCCCCAAAUCCCGAGAAUUCGUGGAAACGGAUUCGUCCACCUCCGAUUCAAACACCGACCAGGAAGAGGGGCUGCAGGCAAAGAACCUGCAGGCCUGCAGCGGCCCUGAUAAUAGCACUAAAGCCAAGGACUCCAGCAGCAACAUCCUCAGCGUAAGUAGCCUAACAAGCAACAGCAGCAAUACCUCCAUGGACCAAAACGGCAACGAUUUAGAGGAGCAGCUUUUCUCGCCUAUCCCAAUCGUGCAGAAUGAACCCCUUUCCCCGCUCAAAGAGUUUGAAGAGCUCAAAUAUCUUUGGGUGAAAAUAGACCUGAGUUUACUCUCUCGGAUCCCUGGACAAGACCCCUUUGAGAGCACACCUGGGAAAGCAGAACCCCGUGAGGUUAACACGAAGCACAGGCGACAGUCCCGGGAGUCCCCGACACCAGCUGUUGAAAAACCCUCCACUAAAUCAAAAAGGAAGCACAAGCAGUCGGAGAAUUUGGACGCAUUUGGAGAAAACAAGAAACAACGCCUGGAGGAGUCGUCUAUGUCUUGUCUGCUUCCGCCCUGCAUCUCUCCAAUACCCAAUCACAGAAUAACCAACGCAAAAGACAACAACUCAGUUAAAAAGGUGACUAAGAAGAGAGAAGAGAAGCUGCUCCCCCCGCCGUUAUCUCCUUUGCUAGAUGAGACGGUGCCCAGACGGAACGACAGCGGCUCCUUCAGCCAAGAAAACAACCCGGCAAACCCCUUGCAGGCCAACAGCUGCUCGAAACACAGGAAAAACGAGAACAAGUCCUCUUCUAACCCAAAGGGAAUCUGUGAGGACGACCCCCGCAGCAGGCCCGCAAACACUCUGCUUGACUCCAGCCAUCUAGACAAUGAUAUCUGGUCUGCAGCACCUGCCUUCGCCAAUGGGGAUCCUGAGCCGAGGAGACCUAAGAUCACAUUCGAUGACAUGCUCCACAAUGCAGAUUACUACAUGCAAGAGGCCAAGAAGUUAAAGCACAAAGCAGAUGCCCUGCUGGAAAAGUUUGGCAAAGCCGUGAAUUAUGCUGAUGCUGCCCUUUCCUUCAUUGAGUGUGGGAAUGCUAUGGAGCGCGAUCCAUUAGAGGCGAAAUCUCCGUACACCAUGUACUCGGAGACUGUGGAACUCAUCAGGUAUGCAAUGAGGCUCAAAAACUUCACGGGCUCUUCCGCUACAGAAGGAGACAAGAAGCUAGCAGUUUUAUGCUACCGAUGCUUAUCUCUUCUCUACCUGAGAAUGUUUAAACUAAAGAAGGACCAUGCUAUGAAGUACUCCAGAUCACUGAUAGAAUACUUUAAGAAUUCUUCCAAAGUUUCACAGGCCCCUUCUCCUUGGGGAGGCAAUGGAAAGAGCACAGAAACGCCAUCCCCCAUGUCCUUGAGCCCAUCGCCCAUCAGUUCUCUUGGGACUGCCGCAGGCACCGCAGGGUCCUCCUCUGCAGGGACCAUCACCAUUCCCCAGCGCAUCCACCACAUGGCUGCCAGCCACGUCAACAUCACCAACAAUGUGCUGCGGAGCUACGAGCACUGGGACAUGGCCGACAAGCUGACGAAAGAGAACAAAGAGUUUUUCAUAGACCUGGACUCCGUGAUGGGUCCCUUAACACAACACAGCAGUAUGACCAACUUGGUCCGUUAUGUUCGGCAAGGACUCCAUUGGCUUCGCAUUGAAGCGCACUUGUUGUAGUAACUGCCAUCCUGUUCAUCACAGCUCCGUCCUGUUACGUCCUCCAGCGCACAGGUGAUCACUGGUGGAACAGCACUCUUUUCGGGAACUGUAUUCAUAGAGCUUAAUUUUUAUCGCUUUUUUCCUCUUCCUUAAAACAAAA